AUUGGCAUGCAAAAUUAUGGAAGUGAGCGAUCUCAGGUUCAAAGGCAUUCAGCAAUGGAUAGAUCGAUGUCGCGCACACGCUGAACUCCGAAUUAUUGCUGCAAGACUGGACAUCGUCACGAAAUCUGACAAUUCAAAGGGUAAACAGGCGCUCUCCAAAAAGCGUUUGCGAGAAAAUCUGGAUGAAGAUUCGGUGAUACCGUUCAAAGUCAUCAGAAAUUCCUUGGUAUGGAGCGUGCGAGUCAAGUUGUCCCGGCCAAUUACUCUCAUAGAUUAAAUCUUUCUGUUUGCUUUAGGAAAAAGAUAUGAAAACUGAGCUAUUACCACCUUUGAUAACAAGCAUUAAAAAUGCACCAUCUUCGCAAAGCCGAAGGAGAUAUUGUGAUCAAGUCACAAAGCUAGCGGAACAUCUAUGCCAAAGCAAGCAUCAGCUACUACAUAGUUACGAGCAGGAGAUUUGUGCGAUAAUAGGUGAUAAUUUAUCCACCAACCUACAGCUUGCAUCAGAUAUCGCAUAUCUAUACGACUCUGAUUUAGAGAACUUUCUAAAAUUUGCAUCACCAGUGGUUCUUCCAUACCUCAUUGUUGAAAGGAAAAGAGCUGGACUCGACGCCUUGGCUGACGCUAUGCACAUUCGCCUGUCCGACUUGUGUGUUCAACAUGCGUACCAGAUAGCCAAAAGUAUUCUCACCCAAAAGUCCGAAGAUAAAUACACUGCAGCAAUAGAGUUCUUCGAACUGAUCACAGACUCGUAUAUCGGAAUUCAAGAGCUGAUAGAGCUAUGUGAAGUACGGCUGGUUCAAAACCUAGCAUUAGAGUUGAGUGGUGCGGCUGAAGGACAGCAGAUAUAUAGUGCAUUGGAUCGCAUCGCUAAAAUACUUCACCUUGAUGGAGUUACUGCUCUUCUCUCAAAUCAUAUGCUAAACAUAUUGACGUACAUGGAUACUUUGGUUGAAAAAGUUCAGAAGAGACAAGUCGAUGCCCCAAACGUACAAGUGUUCAAUUCUUUAAUCUAUGUUAUUCAAGAGACUAGAUCCAAUAUCAAUCGCCAUAUCUCAUAUAUUGCAGCCACAAUCGUCGGGAUAUCACAGCUCACUGAUGGCCAGAACAUUGCUGUUGAUUGUUGGGGACUUAUCAUCAGUGUACUCCAGCCAGCAGAUAAAUCUAAAUGCGCCAAUAUUAUUGUAGGAUCAUUGGCGUCUCUCCUAUGUAGAAGCGAAAUCAACGCUGUGCAAAAAAUAGUGGACUUAUUAAAGUCUUUGGUGACUACAGAUGGAAAAAACGUAGAAGAUUAUGCCGUUGCAUUGAACAUUCCCAAUCGACCAGAGCUACGUAAAAUCAAUGACAUGAUCAACUCAAGUAGGCGGGCCGUACCCCUAAAGCAACAGCUUGAGAACUGGAUUGGAAAAGCAUACGAUGGUGAUGUGAACGAUGUAGAAGUAGCAUUAAGAUCCAUACACAUUAUCUUGACCACCAAACCGCUUGAUGAACAUCAGAACUUGGUAACAGGAUAUCAGGGAUGGUUGGAAGAUGAUCAAAGAAACCAAGUGUAUAACUUACUCCUUGAGCUAUGCCAAAGAAGAAUCAGCGUUGAAUCGGUCCAAAUCUUGAUCGCCAAAUGUUUAGGUGCUCUUGGAGCUGCUGACCCCAAGCGUAUCAAUGUAUCAGUUAGUGACCAUCGCUUUGUGAUGAUGGAGAACUUUGUGGACAUGGAUGAAAACCGAUUUCUUGCGCUCUACAUUAUCCAAAACUAUCUCUAUCGAGCUUUGCUUGAAUCACAAAACGGCAGUAUUCAACGACGUGUCCAAUUCUCCAUUCAAACUCUACUUCGUUAUUGUGGGUUCACAAUGAACAUGGAUGGCGUACAAAGCACCACUACCCAUGAUAACCUUUGGAAUGAACUAUCUGCGGAUUGUAGGGCAGCCGUAGCACCUCUUCUCACUUCCUCCUUAGCCUGCAAUUGGACUUGGCAACGAAAAUAUUCAACUAUCUACGACAACACAGAAUCGUUUGACGAAUGGUUGAUCGAAUGGACUAUGAGCUUAAUUACUGCCUCAAAAGGGGAAGCAUACACAGUGUUCAACAGCUGCUCACCACUUAUACUCACAAAGAAUAUCGCUAUAGCAACCCAGCUAGUACCGCAUAUAGCGCUGAACAAUGUCAUCAAUAUGCAAGGGAAGGACAUCCUUCGUGAGAUUAUGUCUGUAUUAGAGGCAAAGGGAAACCACUCGGAACAGAAGAGGCAGGCGUGCUUGCAGGUCAUUGUGAAUGUGGUUGAGCACUGCAGUAUUUGGAUCCGUAGGAUGAAAGAAAAAUUGGGCUCUAGAGUCAAAUCUCGCGCCUUAGAUUUAGUGACUAUAUUCAUCGAUACCAUUCCCCACGGUAGCAUGGCAAAAGCUGCGUAUCAGUGUAAAGCAUAUGCACGUGCGUUACUUGAGCUGGAGCAAGAUAUUCGUGCACAUGGCAUGAAGGAUGACUCUUUCGGGUUGUUCUUGCGGAUUCACGCCCAUCUAGACGAUGCCGAUACUAUGAAUGGUUUGAGAGAAACUUUCACGCCAAAGUACUCUCAAGAACUUGAACUUUUACUUCUAGAGAGUAACAGCAAGUGGGACUUGGCAGAAUAUCAUUACGAAAGUUUGAAUAGCAAUUCAACCUUGGAUCGUAACAACGUCGUAGGAUAUCUGAACUGUCUACAAAAGCAGUUCAAAUAUGAGUCUAUCCUAUCUAUGUCGUCGACGUUUCAGAAGCAGAACCCUGACAUAACUUCAAGCGUUAUUCCUUUCAUGGUGGAAGCGGCAUGGCAUCAGCAAGAAUGGGAUAUGUUGGACAGUCUGUUGUCGAAAGUGACCGAACAUACCAUCAGCACACGUAUUGCGAAAGUGAUAGCUUGCUUACGAAAUCGAGACAGGCAAGGUGUAUACCGAGCACUGCAGCAAGCCCGCAUUCAUUGCGUGCAGCAACUUGCCGAUGGAAAGUUGGAAUCUUAUGUUCGAUCCUAUGACGAUAUUCUCAAUCUCCAAAUUUUGUCUGAGUUGGAGACCAGUUUUAUGUACAGUGAUGAUCAGAAUACCUCCAACAUUCGAAUGAAUUCUUUUACCGAAGAGAUGGGAGAUUGGCAUCGCAAGUUGGAAUGGAUGUCGCCAGCGCUGAAAUAUAGAGAAUACCUUUUAGAUAUUCGAGAAACCGCGCUUCGUCUGCUGGAUGUCGAUGGGUUGAAUUACCCGCUAAGACGUUAUUUGGUGGACGGAAAUCUCCAUCGGUACAAAGCCGCGAUGAAAGAAGGCAGCUUGCAGAAAGCAUAUCAUUCUCUGGUCAAAGCUGAAUAUCAGGACAAUGAACGGACCAUUGUGGCAAGGGCAAAAUAUUUGUGGAAAAGCAACCAAAAUCUUGAUGCUGUACAAUUUUUAUCUGAACAGACUAUGGAUUCUUAUACCCUUUUACUUCUCACACGCUGGAAGCAGGAACUAGGCAUGCUCUCACCUUCCAAAAUCGAAACAGAGUAUCGUCGUAUUUUGUAUGACAUGUCAGAUGCGAACGAUUUACAGCUGUGGGGAGGUAAAAACUGGAAGGAGAAGGCACACUACUAUCUAGGAAGCUACUAUGACAAGAUAUUCAUGUCUUCAGACGACGUGAUAGAAGAGCAGUACUUGCGAAGAGCUAAAGCAGUGUGUGUGCAAUACGUCCUGACAAUGGAAAAUGGGUCCAAAUUUCUUUACAAUGCCAUGCCAAGGCUCCUGACGAUAUGGCUGGAAUUGGGAACAGUCAUUGCCAAUGACACAAGAGGCAGCCAAGCCAAUGUACGACAGAUAUUCAAAGAGAUCAACAACAUCCUGCUCAAUAGUUCGAUUCCACCUCAAUCAUGGACUGUGGUUUUGCCUAGAAUGGUAUCUCGCUUAGAUCACCAAAACGGGGCGAUAUGCCAAACAUUGAUUGGUAUUCUCAAGAAGAUCUUCCGCACCUUUCCUCGAUCAACGGUUUGGCAUCUCAUAGCACAUAUAAACGGGUCAGAUGGUCAAAAUCCGUCAAGCAGAUCAAGAAGUUUACAUUGUGAGAGCAUUUUGAAAAAGACAGCAGUAGGAGAGGAAGGACGCACGUUACUUAGGAUCGUCGACCAAGCGAAAAUCCUUGUCAGGUAUCUGAAAGAACUGGCUCAGCAUCCAUACGAAGCCAGCAGUCGAAAUCAGUCUUUACCAGCAUCGAUGGUGCACUUGAAAGAUAUCGACAUCUGUGUACCAAUAGAAGCCGCUCUUAUGCCCUCUACCUCCAUGAUUACAGAUUUACCAACCAUUGCUCGAUUUGGUCCAAAGGUGAUGGUAAUGUCAUCCCUCCAAAAACCUCGAAGGAUCACCAUGAUUGGUAGUGACGGGAAACACUACAAAUUCCUAUGCAAAUCAAACGACGAUUUACGAAAAGACGCUAGAAUGAUGGAAUUCAAUGUUAUGAUCAAUACGUUCUUACGCAAAGAUCGAGACGCACGAGAGCGAUCUCUUUCUAUCCGAACAUAUGCUGUGACACCACUUGGUGAUCUUUGGGGCUUGAUUGAAUGGGUUAACCAUACCAAGCCAUUAAAAGUGAUCGUCCACGAGCAAUUGACAGAGAUCGGGAAAGACAUCAGCAAGCUUGCACAGUUCACCAAACGAGAAUUGGAUGCCAACAAUCUGAAGUCAGCACAGGAGAGAAUAUGGUCAUUUGAGAAUAAGGUGUUACCGGAAUGUCCUGCUGUUCUCCAUCGAUGGUUCUCCAAAACGUUCCGUGAGCCAUCACAGUGGUUAGCUGCGCGUACUCAAUUUUCUCGAACACUAGCUACUAUGUCGAUUGUAGGCUAUAUCUUGGGUCUUGGAGAUCGACAUGCGGAAAACAUUUUAUUACACGAGAUAACAGGAGAUGUUGUGCAUGUGGACGUCAACAUGUUAUUCGAUCGAGGUCAAAAGCUACCAGUGCCUGAGGUUGUGCCAUUUCGUCUAACCCAAAACCUACUGGACGCUAUGGGCCCAUCUGGCUACGAAGGCACGUAUCGAAAGUCAUGCGAGAUUGUUCUCCGAGUCUUACAACAGAACAAAAUGUCUUUGCUAUCUGUGUUUGAGACCUUGGUACAUGAUCCCAUUGUCGAGUGGAAGCGGUAUGGCGAGAGGCAAACAAUUCAAGCUCGUGCUAAGCGACAACUGGAUGGCAUUGAGAGGAAGAUUGAUGCCACAGGCAAUAGCAUUCAAGAUGAAGUUUCAAGGCUGAUUGAAGAGGCUACGUCGAACUCCAAUCUUGCAACCAUGUUUAUAGGUACGUUGAACUGGGUGUAUAAAGUCACUGAAGGCUGUUUGAUGUAAGAUUCUGUUUGCUUGGGACUCAUGAUGUUUGUUUGUCGCAAUAGGCUGGUCUCCGUGGUUGUAAGCCAUUGUACAUUUGUAGAACACACCAUACACUUCAAUAUAGCAUAGAUCAUGGCAAUACCUUGUAUUUUAGUGAAAAUCAAUAGUAAGGAUUAGUAAAUAAUGUAUAUUUUACUUUUGGAUUGACAAUAUGCAGAAGUUAGAGACGAAAAGGAGACAUCCGUUGGGUUCGAGAAUAAACACCAUUGAGAUGACGGGAG
Molecule: messenger RNA, 5584 nt
Organism: Umbelopsis ramanniana AG
Lineage: Eukaryota; Fungi; Mucoromycota; Umbelopsidomycetes; Umbelopsidales; Umbelopsidaceae
Exons: 7
Coding region: 306-5321 (1671 amino acids)
Biological process (GO): DNA damage checkpoint signaling; telomere maintenance; protein phosphorylation
Cellular component (GO): nucleus
Molecular function (GO): protein binding; protein serine/threonine kinase activity
Source: RefSeq, a predicted model, not a curated record